This is a messenger RNA of Sebastes umbrosus (honeycomb rockfish), 1771 nucleotides long. RefSeq lists its product as uncharacterized. Gene Ontology annotation, molecular function: GTP binding. The record is from RefSeq and is a predicted model, not a curated record. NCBI's taxonomy places the organism in Eukaryota, Metazoa, Chordata, Actinopteri, Perciformes, Sebastidae. Bases 1 to 1464 code for a protein of 487 amino acids. The transcript has 2 exons.
AUGUCGAGAGCUGAAAAGGCAAUCAUUUCAGGGCUUCAGUCAGAGACAGAAUAUGUCGUCAGGGUCCGAUGUGAUUGUGGUGUAGACGGCGGAAGCAAAGAGAGCAUCACUGUCAAUGUCAGCACAAUACAAAUUUCAUUCAAAAUGUAUCACAAAUCGCCCUCAGUUAAUCAACUCACUCUGGCAGAAGAAAACAUGGACAUCUUUGGAUGCCGGAGGUUUAACUUUGGCAAAGAAAGCACGAUGCAAAAUCGCACAAUAAUGGUUCUUGGAGCGACCGGAUCAGGAAUGUCCACUCUGAUCAAUGGAAUGAUCAACUACAUCCUAGGUAUAAAAUGGGAAGAUUCAUAUCGGUUUAAGUUAGUUGAUGAAGGUCAGGCGAAAUCACAAGCUCACAGCCAGACUUCUGAAGUCACUGUGUACAAGAUCAACCACCAGGAUGAUUUUAAAAUAGAUCACUCACUGACCAUUGUGGACACUCCAGGGUUUGGAAAUACAAGAGGCAUAGCAAGAGACAGAGAGAUCACAGAACAGCUACGUAAUCUCUUCUCUGCUGAGCACGGCAUCAGUGACAUUGACGCUGUGUGUUUCGUAGCUCAGGCUUCUUUAGCACGACUCACUCACACACAGAAAUAUGUGUUUGAUUCGGUGCUGUCAAUCUUUGGCAAAGAUGUGGCGGACAACAUCCAGAUUCUGGUGACAUUUGCAGACGGCCAGCAACCACCAGUUCUAGAGGCAAUCAAUGCUGCAGAUGUCCCAUGUCCUAGAACAAAAAACGGGCUGCCAAUUUACUUCAAAUUCAACAAUUCUGCAUUGUUGGCAGACAACAAAUCAUCUGCAGCAGACAACAUGAGUGAUGAAGAUGAAGGAGGAGAAUUUGAUAAGAUGCUCUGGGACAUGGGGACAAAAAGCAUGAAGAGGUUCUUUGUUGCUUUGAAUAGCAUUGAAACCAAAAGCUUGAUAAUGACAAAAGAGGUCCUCAGAGAAAGAAAGCAGCUUGAGAAUUCAGUUGAAAACUUGCAGGAGCAGGUUAAAGUCGCGUUAACCAAGCUUGAGGAGCUAAAAGAGACAACUGCGAUACUUAAAGAUCAUGAGGCAGAGAUCACCAGAAAUGAAAAAUUUGAGCUGAAAAGAAAUUACCUGAAAGCCUCAGAGGCUAAGGUAACUGUUCAGGCGGUGGUUGUAGAACUGAAGGCUCAAUACCAACGUCUGGAGGAUAAGGUAGUGAACCUGAUGGAGAGCUCUGGUAAGUGCUUAAACAGACUUAAAGAGAUAGCACUGAAGCCGAAUCCUCUCUCUACUCCAGAGUACAUUGACAUGAUGAUUGAGGGAGAGAAAUCUGAGGCCAAGUCUGGCUGGAAGCAACGAGUUGACUACCUGAUAGCCAUGAAAACAAAAGCAGAGAUCAUGGCUAAAGUAGGCAGAAGAGAGGAACUCCUCCCUCAUCAAGAAUCUCAAAUCUAGGCCAACCAAAACCAUGAUGAGACCAAAACAGAUUCCAUCAAGACCAAGACGAGACCUAUUCUGACAUGUAUAUAAAAAUAACUGUAAAGGAUUGUGAGUGACACUGAUCAAGGCCCAGACGGGACCAAGACUUUUUAAUGGCUAUAGCCAGUGUUACGACGACACAAGUUCACGGGACCUGUAGUUUAUUUUUUUUCAGUGCUUAACUAGAAACUGUUGUAGUGGAACUGAUUUUUUUUAGAACAUAGAAAGUAAACUUUGAAAGAAAUGCUGAAUGAGAGAUUGUAUUGAGUUACAGAAGCCAGUG